GUAUAAUUCUCAUUUCUUGUCUUCACGGACUCGUCAAAACUCAAAACUACAACUUGUCCUAUCUUCUUCUUCUUCGAUAUUUCUUCAACAUCAAGCGUAGUUUUCUUCGUACAGUUAACAGUUAACGCUCGAAAUCAACCGAAGAUGUCGAAUCUUGACAACCCAGCAUCGGAAAAGGCUCCGAAAUCGCCGGGGAAGCCUCUGCCGUCGGCCCCACCGUCUGUAGACGUAGAGAACCAGACGCCUGCGACUGAGCAAGGCGGGCAAGGGGUGACGGAGAUCGUGAGGCGAUGGAAGAGAGAGGAUUUUCUGAAGAAAGGGUCUCUAGCGUUGCGUGGAUUGGGGUUGAUUUUCUCUCUGCUCGCUUUCAUUAUCAUGGCCACUAAUCAACAUGGUGAUUGGAAAGAUUUCGACAAAUAUGAAGAAUAUAGGUAUGUGUUGGCCAUCGCAAUUUUAUCCAGCCUAUAUACAGGGGCGCAAUCUUUCAGACAAAUUCAUGAACUUUGGACUGCAAAAGAAUCAUUUUCCCGGCGGAAUAUGGCGUUGGUCGACUUCUUUGGUGAUCAGAUUGUGGCAUACCUGCUAAUAUCUGCAGCAUCGUCGGCGGUUCCCAUGACAAAUAGGAUGAGAGAGGGGACAGACAACAUAUUCACAGACUCCUCAGCAGCCGCAAUUAGCAUGGAAUUCUUGGCAUUCCUAGUACUGGCAGUCUCUGCCAUCAUUUCAGGAUACAAACUAUCAAACCGGUCUUACAUCUAAGUAAUCUAUUUUGUUUGACAAUUCUGUGUGUAUUCUGUUCCUUGAUUUGUGUCGUCCACGUACUCCAUACAUUGUUUAUGUAUAUUUGUUUUGCAUAUAGGCUUUUGCGGUUGUUCUUCAUACCUGUUUCGAGUGUCGAUUCGAUGUCACCCAUUUUCUUCCUCUGUGAUUCAUGAUUGGAUAGAUUUUUGUCCUUCCCUGUGCAGUUAUUCACAAUGUAGAACUUUCAUCAUGUUAUGAAGUUACUUUGUUCAAUUAAAAUGUGUCGUUUUGGAA
Molecule: messenger RNA, 1035 nt
Organism: Cornus florida
Lineage: Eukaryota; Viridiplantae; Streptophyta; Magnoliopsida; Cornales; Cornaceae
Product: CASP-like protein 4B1
Exons: 3
Coding region: 145-759 (204 amino acids)
Source: RefSeq, a predicted model, not a curated record